AUGGACACGGCGAUGGAUGUAAACAAUAUCCAAUUCCUAACUGGAAUUUCGAAUGACAACGGCUUCUACAUAAGUGCUAUAAACACAGAUGGGCUUACUUUUUAUAUCAUGGUAAACAGAUAUAGGGGCUUGACUGAUGAUGUUUAUAACGAAAAUCAUAUCAACUUCGCUGAUUAUACAGCUACUAUCGAAGAAAUGUUGAGGAACACAAAGUGCAUCCAGCCGACUAAUAGUACGUAUUUCAUUAACAAUUGGAGGAUUAAAAUUCAAGGAAGCGUUGGCUCACCAAAAUACAUGGUGAAAUAUGUAACAGACGAAUACAUUGAGUCUCAAUUGAAGGGAUUAGGGGAAGGGAUCGAAAGAAAAUGAUUCAGAAUUAUGAGUUAAUAAAAUAUAUAUAAUAUAAAAACGGAAA
Bombyx mandarina (wild silkworm) is the source of this 415-nucleotide messenger RNA. RefSeq lists its product as uncharacterized. NCBI's taxonomy places the organism in Eukaryota, Metazoa, Arthropoda, Insecta, Lepidoptera, Bombycidae. The record is from RefSeq and is a predicted model, not a curated record.